CACCGGGUAUGCCGUAUGGCCUUUGGUUGACAAAAGUCCUUGAGGGAGCAUCUUGUCCAGCCCUCAAACGGAAUGCCGAGUGGCCAAUGCCCAAUGUAGAAAGAGGCGUAUUUAGAGUCUGAAUCCUGUGAGAUCAUUGAAACACCUGCCAGGGAUGCGUAUAAGAAGAUGCCAGCACAUCAAUAACAUUUGAAUGCCCUCGCCAUUAAUUCUUGCUUACUUUUAUUCCUCCAUAUCCACGCAAAUCGCUGUACCAAUUCCGCAAAUAUGGCAUUCAGACAAAAGGUCGAGGCGACGAUCAAGUCCUUCUUCGAGGCAUACACAGACGGCGAAAAGCACAAUGACGCUUCAAUCAUCAACCGCGAGGUCACCCCCGACUGCACGCGCCAACUGCUCCCCCGUUCCAUGACGAAAGCAUUUGGCAUACCGGGCGAUUUCAUCCUAGACAACGCGGCCUACGAAACACAAUUCGCCAAGGACAUCGCCGUCUUCGUAGUCGGGGCCACCACCACUUCAAACCUCGUCGUCGACUCCGAAGCUCGAAAGGCUGCACUCACGUCAUCUUCGGAUAUCAAGUUUAAAGACGGCUCAGAUAAUCUCCAACUGGAGUUCAGUUGGUUCUUUGACUUCAACGAGGACGGUUCCAAGGCCACGAGAGUAAUCGAGUUCUGCGACAAAGAUUCAGUGAUGAUCAUGCAUAGCAAGGCCAGUGCGAACGAAUCGCACGUCCUAGAUGCUAAGGCAUGAUGAGGUUUCUGUACGGCUAGCUAGAUCGUUGUAGAAUCAUCUCUUCGUAGGAGCUUCCAUCCCAUAUUUCCAUCAUGAAUAGUCAUUAUCAUUGCAUU
Molecule: messenger RNA, 845 nt
Organism: Colletotrichum acutatum
Lineage: Eukaryota; Fungi; Ascomycota; Sordariomycetes; Glomerellales; Glomerellaceae
Exons: 2
Coding region: 268-747 (159 amino acids)
Source: RefSeq, a predicted model, not a curated record